Molecule: messenger RNA, 1474 nt
Organism: Penaeus monodon (black tiger shrimp)
Lineage: Eukaryota; Metazoa; Arthropoda; Malacostraca; Decapoda; Penaeidae
Product: UPF0687 protein C20orf27 homolog
Exons: 6
Coding region: 610-1077 (155 amino acids)
Source: RefSeq, a predicted model, not a curated record
UGUGUAGAGGAAGUACUCAGAACAAAUGAGAUGUGAUUCAAAACACCGUUUAUUUAUAUCGAGAGAGUUAAAGAAUCUUUGGUAACUGUUGACAAAGUGGCAGCAUUCCUCUGAGUCUGGAUCCCCAUUACUCCAUUCAACGAAAUUGGUGGCUUUGCUGGAAAUCCACAAACAUUUCCUACCUGAUCACUGUGGAUUUAUUCUCAGCAUGGCAUUUGUCUAUUAUCUUCAUUUCUGAUGUUAUUCUUUGACUGCACAGAUUAUUUUCUAUAUCAGUGGUCUCUCUAUAACAGUGUCCAUAGAUUUUUCUUAUUGUAGUGUGGUUGCCAUGUAAAUAUAUACUCGAUUUUUUUCAUGUCAAAAGACAAUGGAUUUGCAUCUUUGUUGGCAUAGAAAAGAAAUCCAGCCAGUUUAAAUCCUUGUCCAGGAAGGUAUAUGCAGCAUAUUUAAAGGUUUGGAAGGAAAUAAUAGCCCACAGAUGAGCAACUCCUAAACCCAAAACUGAAGACCCUGGUGUAUGGCAACAGGAACAGCCUGUGAUUAGGGUGACUUAGAAAAAGCCUGAUGUAACAACAUUGCAGUCUUCAGGAAACAGUUGCAUUCACUAUCAUGGACACUACAGAUAAAAGUCAUCAUGUCCAUUUUUCUGAAGACACGGAUGAAAUGGGAAAUACAGCCAUCGCGAUAAAGGAGAAAGUGCCUGGAAAAGAGUAUGAGGCUCAUGUCGGGUUUUUACAGCUUCUUCAUCGCUAUCACAUCACGGUUCUGUUACCCGUAAAGGAUGCAGACGAAGGUUACCAGGCAGACACUCAGGGCGUUUACUGCCAGACCAAAGCUCUUAGGGCUGUGGACAAUCAAGGCCUGGAGGUGGAACUCGAACUCAUGGCUCACAAGGAGAAGCUUUUGAAGGAGAAGGUCUUUCUCGCAAAACCCUCCGUAGGGCAGCUCCAGCUUGUCAUUUUUGCCAGGGUUCUAGGUAAAGGCAAGGGCACUCCAAUGCUGCGUGACGGCAUCAAGUGCAUAGGUGUCGAGCAGGACGAAGAGUCGGAAGCCUCGGACUGGCAGGGCUUCAACUAAGGGGGAGAAGGAGGCCUUGCCGUUCCGCACACUCUGCUGUCCCUAACCAUUGUGAUACUGGGUGGGCCUUGUUUUCUCCUUGUCCUCUGAUAUACUCAAGUUAAAAGACAGAUAAAAGGGAUUAGGUUUAGUGACAAAAUAGUCUGUGAUCUGAUGCUAAGGUUUAUUUUUUGUUUUUAUUUUUGGUGUGUUUGUUUUAAGGUGUUUCCAGUAGGUAUUCUCAGGAAGAAGAAGGAAAAAAGAGAGGAAGAGAGAAGCCUCGAUUGUAUAUCUAGGCUAGGUUUAAUCGUGCUCAAGUAGGAACAUUUAACUCAAUAGAUGUUUCCUUAAGUUUAUGUAGUCUUGAUGCUCAUAUAUUACUGUGUAAGAUUAAUAAGAAACUGUUAUAUAUAUAUAU